CGUAAACGGGUGCGUGUCGGGAACGAUAAGAUGAAAGAUGGCGGACCGCGCGGCUGUUGUUUCCCAGAGAUGUUUCACAUUCCCGCCCUAACCGCGUCAUACAUCCACAGCAAGCACGUCAACAGAUACAUCAAAUAUUAGUCUUUCCUAAAGCCCACAGAAGUGGAGUUUGGCACGACGCAGUGAUGUUGUAGUGAAGACGUGAUAGAAGAUGGACGACUACUGCUAUGCUAAGAUGGCGACGUCAUGUCAAAGAGAAAGUGAAAGGGAAUCAGAAACUUCCAGCAAAUCACCGACGGAGAUAAAGACGGAAGAUGAAGACAUCCAGCAGCUGAUUGAUCAUCCAGAAGAACUUCCCCCUCAGGCAGUGGUGAGCUCCACUUUGAAGCAGGAGACUCCACAGCCACUCCACAUUAAAAAAGAAGAGGAGGAAUUCUGGAUCACUCAGAAAGGAGAGUCUUUUUUUGAACCGGACAAGGCUGAUCCCACCAAGUUGCCACUGACUGCUGUCUCUGUGAAGACUGAAGAGGAUGAAGAGAAACCACAACCAGACAUCCUCUUAGCCCCACUUUCAGGUAGUGAAGGUGAAGACGAGGUUGAAGUGACUUUGAGCAGCCAUACAGACUCCGAAGGUGAUAGGACUGACUCUGACAACAAAGACUCGAAAUGUUCUAAAAAGAAGCGAGGUAAACAAUGUUUGAGCUGCUCAGUCUGUGCUAAAAACUUUUCUAAAAAGAGCGAUUUGACUCGACACAUGAGAACGCACACGGGGGAAAAAACAUUUAAUUGUUCAAUGUGUUGUAAAAGCUUUUCUCAAAAGCACCAUUUGACGGAGCACAUGAGAACGCACACAGGGGAAAAACCAUUCAACUGUUCAGUUUGCCAUAAAAGCUUUUCUCGAAAGAGCAGCGUGACUGAACACAUGAGAACACACACGGGAGAGAAAUCCGUGAGUUGUUCAGUUUGUGGUAAAAGCUUUCUUCUAAACAGACAAUUGGCUGAACACAUGAAUAGGCACACAGGAGUAAAGCCAUUUAAAUGCUCAAUUUGUGGUAAGAACUUUGUUUCCAGAUUUGGUUUGACUCAACACAUAAAGAUACACAAUGGAAUAAAGCCAUUUAUUUGUUCUGUGUGUGGCAAAAGCUAUUUUCAAAAGAGCAGUUUGAUUCCACACAUGAGAACGCACACAGGAGAGAAACCGUUGAGAGACCAUAAUUGUUCAGUUUGUGGUAAAACCUUUACUCGUAAUGAAAGUUUGAUUGAACACAUGAGGACACACACAGGGGAAAAGCCAUUCGAUUGCUCAGUUUGCGGUAAAAAGUUUUCUCAAAGAAGCACUUUGACGCAGCACAUGAGAACACACACAGGAGAAAAACCAUUUAACUGUUCAGUCUGUGGCAAAAGCUUUUCUCAAAAUAUCAGUUUGAUCGAUCACAUAAGUACGCACAGAGGAGAACAGACAUUAAAUUGUUCGGUUUGUGGUAAAAGUUUUACAAGAAAGAGCCAUUUAACGCAACACAUGAGGACACACACGGGAGGAAAAAUCCUUAAAUGCUCAGUUUGUGACAAAAGCUUUGUUUCUCGGGCAGUUUUGGCUCGACACAUGAGAACGCACACUGGACUGAAACCGUUUAGUUGUUCAGUUUGCGGCAAAAGCUUUUCUCAAACCAGCCAUUUGCCUCGACACAUGAGAACACACACCGGUGAAAAACCAUUCAUUUGUUCAGUUUGCGGCAAGAGCUUUUUUUCCCGACAAGAUUUGACUCGACAUACGAUAAAAUUCACCGGAGAAAAAUCAUUUAGUUGUUCAGUUUGCGGCAAAAUGUUUCAUCAUAAUGCAGACGCCUUGACACACAUAAGAACGCACACGGGAGAAGAACCAACAGUUGUUUAGUUUGGGGUAUUUUAUUCAUAUGUGGCCACACCCACCCAAACCCAGGACCUCUUCAAUAUUACUUCACUGAAUUUUUUUAUAUAAAAAAAUAUCCAUGGUUUUCAAACGAGUUGGGAUUGGCACAAAAAUCCUCUUAUCUCCUCAUGACCCCAUGUCUUCUGCAAAUCCGAACCUUUCCUGAAUAGUUAGAUCAGACCUGGGCAAUUAAAGGGGAACAUUAUCACAAUUUCAAAAGGGUUAAAAACAAUAAAAAUCAGUUCCCAGUGGCUUGUUGUAUUUUCUGAAGUUUUUUUCAAAAUGAUACCGGUCUCGGAAUAUCCCUAAAUAAAGCUUUAAAGUGCCUUAUUUCGGCUCUCUGCGAAGACACUGGCCAUUUCCCUGUGACGUCACACAGUGCUGCCAAUGUAAACAAACAAUGGGAAUACCACAGCAAGAUAUAGUGACAUUAGCUCGGAUUCAAACUCGGAUUUCAGCGACUUAAGCGAUUCAACAGAUUACGCAUGUAUUGAAACAGAUGGUUGGAGUAUGAAAGUAUUGAAGAAGAAACUGAAGCUAUUGAGCGAAUAGCUAUUGACGCUAUUCAUAGCCAUAGCAUGGCCGAAUAGCUGC
Messenger RNA from Nerophis ophidion (straightnose pipefish), 2503 nucleotides. RefSeq names its product gastrula zinc finger protein XlCGF57.1-like. NCBI's taxonomy places the organism in Eukaryota, Metazoa, Chordata, Actinopteri, Syngnathiformes, Syngnathidae. The coding region runs from base 212 to 1894 and encodes 560 amino acids. The transcript has 2 exons. Gene Ontology annotation, biological process: regulation of transcription by RNA polymerase II. Gene Ontology annotation, molecular function: RNA polymerase II cis-regulatory region sequence-specific DNA binding; DNA-binding transcription factor activity. The record is from RefSeq and is a predicted model, not a curated record.